AUGGGUCCACAGACAGCAGCGGCGAGCACGACAAUCCCGCCGCCAACCACUGCAACAACCAUAGCAACCACCGCCGCGACAGCUGGGCACUGGGUCGGCGCCGACCAAGGGGAAGAGGCCAUCCGCGGGAAGUCCAAGUACUUCUUCAUGAGCCCCUGCGAUAAAUACCACGCCAAGGGCCGGAAGCCUUCCAAGCUGAUCCUGCAGCUGCUCAAGAUCAUCAUGGUCACCGCUCAGUUGGUGCUGUUUGGCCUCAGUAACCAGGUGGUGGUGAUGUUCAAGGAGGAGAACACCAUGACUUGGAAGCACAAGACUUUGAUGAGUCCUCCGACAGCGAUUUGUCCGUGUACACACGACAAGAUGUCUACCAACACAUCUUCAGCUCACAGCUGGAUGCCGCCCUCACCGAAAGAGCAUCAUCUUCGCACUGUCCCGCGCUAUUUUGCACUUUGCUCCCCAACUCCAUCCUUGGGAGUGAAUCCUGGAUCUGGGGAGCUUGCAAGCCCCGAUACGUCCCAAAGUUCUGUGGGAGUCGCUCCGUGGCGCCGAGCCCACUUGGAGGGAUCGUCGUGCCACGCGGAUGCAAGCGUGCCUUGUUCCGCUCCCGGGGAUGGAUCGCCGGGCGGUCGGGAAUGA
Molecule: messenger RNA, 636 nt
Organism: Nerophis lumbriciformis (worm pipefish)
Lineage: Eukaryota; Metazoa; Chordata; Actinopteri; Syngnathiformes; Syngnathidae
Source: RefSeq, a predicted model, not a curated record